This is a messenger RNA of Gallus gallus (chicken), 2674 nucleotides long. It is a transcript of the gene SUOX, whose product is annotated as sulfite oxidase. Bases 33 to 1955 code for a protein of 640 amino acids. Gene Ontology annotation, molecular function: oxidoreductase activity; molybdopterin cofactor binding; heme binding. Gene Ontology annotation, cellular component: mitochondrion. The transcript is spliced from 4 exons. The record is from RefSeq and is marked validated. NCBI's taxonomy places the organism in Eukaryota, Metazoa, Chordata, Aves, Galliformes, Phasianidae.
ACUACAGAAAUAAUGAGGAACAGCGCCGUGUAAUGGGGGGGGGGGGGAAAGGGGAGGGGAACCGGGAUGGGGGGGGCAGUUGGAGCCGUGUCCGUAUCCGGCUGCGCCCCGAUAACGCUUAUCGCUACGGCGGGCGGCGGCGCGCCCCGCCCGGAAAGGGUCGCGCGUGGGGGAACUCCGCCCGCGGCCCCUUUAACGCGCGCCCCCAAUGCCGGUGGGGGGGGGGGGGGGGGGGGGGGCGUGGCGUGGCCCCCCCUUCUCUGUCCCCGCCCCUUCGCCCCUCCGUUAAAGCCUUCGGCCCCGCGCAGCGCCGCGGUUGCCACGCAGGUCCCGCCGCUAUGCUGCUGCUCCGCGCUGUCCCCAGGCGCAGAGUCCGUCUGCCCCCCCCGCCGCUCUCCCAACACCGCGGCUCCUCCCGGACGGACAUCGCCCCCGGCGGUCCGGGCCCGGGGGGGGGCGGCGGGCGGGUGGUCCCGGUGCUGGCGGCGCUGCUCGGCCUCGGCGCGGCGCUGAGCUACGGAGAACGGCGGCGACGGGCCGCUCACGCCGCCGCCGCCCCGUCGUACCCCCGGUACACGCGGGAAGAGGUGGGGCGGCACCGGAGCCCCGAAGAACGCGUCUGGGUGACCCACGGCACCGACGUGUUCGACGUCACCGACUUCGUGGAGCUGCACCCGGGGGGGCCCGACAAGAUCCUGCUGGCGGCGGGGGGGGCCCUGGAGCCCUUCUGGGCGCUGUAUGCGGUGCACGGGGAACCGCACGUCCUGGAGCUGCUGCAGCAAUACAAAGUGGGCGAGCUCAGCCCCGACGAGGCACCGGCGGCCCCCGACGCUCAGGACCCCUUCGCCGGGGACCCCCCCCGGCACCCCGGGCUGCGCGUCAACAGCCAGAAGCCCUUCAACGCGGAGCCGCCGGCCGAGCUGCUGGCCGAGCGCUUCCUGACGCCCAACGAGCUUUUCUUCACCCGCAACCACCUCCCGGUGCCGGCGGUGGAGCCGAGCUCGUACCGGCUGCGGGUGGACGGUCCCGGCGGCCGCACGCUGUCGCUGUCCCUGGCCGAGCUGCGGAGCCGCUUCCCCAAACACGAAGUGACGGCGACCCUGCAGUGCGCCGGGAACCGCCGCUCCGAGAUGAGCCGCGUGCGGCCCGUCAAAGGGCUGCCGUGGGACAUCGGUGCCAUCAGCACGGCGCGGUGGGGCGGAGCGAGGCUGCGGGACGUCCUGCUGCACGCCGGCUUCCCCGAGGAGCUCCAGGGCGAGUGGCACGUCUGCUUCGAGGGUUUGGACGCCGACCCCGGGGGCGCUCCGUACGGUGCGUCCAUCCCUUACGGCCGCGCUCUCAGCCCCGCCGCCGACGUGCUGCUGGCCUACGAGAUGAACGGCACGGAGCUGCCCCGGGACCACGGCUUCCCCGUCCGCGUGGUGGUGCCCGGCGUGGUGGGCGCACGCAGCGUUAAGUGGCUGCGCCGCGUGGCCGUGAGCCCCGAUGAGAGCCCCAGCCAUUGGCAGCAGAACGACUACAAGGGCUUCUCCCCCUGCGUGGAUUGGGACACGGUGGAUUACCGCACGGCGCCCGCCAUCCAGGAGCUGCCGGUGCAGUCGGCCGUCACUCAGCCGCGGCCCGGAGCCGCGGUGCCGCCGGGGGAGCUGACGGUGAAGGGUUACGCGUGGAGCGGCGGCGGGCGCGAGGUGGUGCGCGUGGACGUGUCGCUGGACGGGGGGCGCACGUGGAAGGUGGCGAGGCUGAUGGGGGAUAAAGCUCCGCCGGGCCGCGCGUGGGCGUGGGCGCUGUGGGAGCUGACGGUGCCGGUGGAGGCGGGGACGGAGCUGGAGAUCGUUUGCAAAGCGGUGGACAGCAGUUACAACGUGCAGCCCGACAGCGUGGCGCCCAUCUGGAACCUGCGAGGGGUGCUGAGCACCGCCUGGCACCGCGUCCGCGUCUCCGUGCAGGGCUGACGGCCCCGUGGUCCCAUCCCCCCCCCCCGUGGCUCCAUCACCCACCUCCAUGGCACUGUUGCCUCCAUGGCUCCAUCACCCUCUGGCACCAUCACCCCCCCCCACGGCUCCAUCCCCCCCCUGGUGCCAUCACCUCCGUGUCUCCAUCACCCCAUGGUCCUACCCCCCCCUCCCAUGGCCCUAUCACCCCCCCCCCCCCAGCACUGUCACCACAUGACAGCAUCACCCCCAUGGCUCUAUCACUCCCAUGGCACUGUCACCCUGUGUCUCCCUCACCCCUAUGUCUCCAUCCCCCCCGGCUCCGUCACCCCCAUGGCUCCAUCCAUCCCAUGGCUCCAUCCCCUCCAUGGCCCCAUCACCCCCCCGGCACUGUCACCCCAUGGCCCCAUCACCCCAUGACAGCGCCACCCCCAUGGCACCAUCACCCCCAUGUCUCCAUCCCCCCCCCUCAUGUCUUCAUCACCCCCCUGACUCCAUCCCCCGCCCCCCAUGGCCCCAUCCCCCCCAUGUCUCCAUUCCCCCCCCCUCACGUCUCCAUCACCCCCUGGCAGCAUCACCCCCCCAUGUGUCCAUGACCCCCCGGCACUGUCACCCCCCGGCAGUGUCACCCCGUGGCCAUCCCUGGAUGCAGCCGUGCCGCCGCCGGCACGAAGGUCACCACUUUAUGGCCCCUGAAAGUGAAAAGCGUGAAAGCGGCUCCAUAAAGAUUGCGCAGCUUU